AUGGCGAAGCGGUACCGGAGCCUGUACUUCAUAGCGAUUCUCGUCGCCGUGUUCGUGUCGGCACCGCCGGCCGUAGCUUUUACUGAUCUGCUUGACGUCGUAGCUCUUCGAGAUCUUUACAAGACCCUCAACCAACCACCGCAGCUGAAGGGUUGGAGGUUGGAUGGAGGGAAUCCCUGCGAUGAAUCAUGGGAUGGAGUAUCGUGUUUUGGCUCUUCAGUAAUAUACCUCGAGCUCAAUGGACUAAACCUCUCUGGGUAUAUUACUCCCGAGAUCUAUAAUCUCUACAGUUUGAAGCAACUGGAUAUUAGUUCCAAUAGCAUUGGCGGUGAAAUUCCCUAUGUCUUACCGCCCAAUGCUACUCAUAUAAAUAUGGCAUACAACCAUUUAAUCCAGAAUAUUCCCCCAUCCUUACCUGGCAUGAAAAGUCUCCGACACUUGAAUCUAAGCCACAAUUUGUUGUCUGGACCCAUUGGCAAUGUUUUUACUGGCCUACAGAAUUUAAGAGAAAUGGACUUGUCGUAUAAUAACUUUACUGGAGAUCUGCCAAGUUCAUUUGGAUCCCUCACAAAUCUCACUGGACUGUACUUACAGAAUAACAAAUUCACUGGAUCAGUUGCUUACCUUGCUGAACUUCCACUAAUUGAUCUGAAUAUCAAAGAUAACUAUUUCAGUGGUAUCAUCCCCAGUCAUUUUCAGUCCAUACCAAAUUUAUGGAUUGGGGGGAAUAGUUUUCAUCUGCCAGGGGACAACUAUCCACCCUGGAAUUUCCCUCUAGAAACGCAAGGAAGUAUCAUUGAAUCGAACAUCCACCCUCCUCCAGCAACUCAGUCAAGUGCCAUGGAGAAGAGCAACCCCUCGACCAAAUUAGGUGGACACAAGAAGAGGACGCUUGGCCCCGGAGGAAUAGCUUUUAUGAUUGGUGGAGGAACUCUAGUCGCGUCAUGUGUGGCACUUUAUAUUGCACAUCGUAUCAAGCAAUCUAUAGAUAGUCCUAUGAGUGCAAGAGAAGAAAGCCCACCUAUACUGACUCUCAGGUCACCCAUUCUACUUCCAAGGCGAUUACCUCCAGUUUAUCAUAGCAGAGUAGAGAAAAGUAGAAAAAAAAGUUUCUCUGAUAAAAGCAGAUUCCCAGUGAGAAUCAAACUAUAUACUGUGGCAGAGCUUCAGUCAGCUACGAACAGCUUUAUGGAAGAAAAGUUUCUGGGCCAAGGAUCACUUGGUUCUGUUUACAAAGCUGAGUUUCCUGAUGGCCAAAUUUCUGUUGUCAAGAACAUGAAGAUGUCUGGACUAUCUUUCCAUGAAGAAGAAAAGUUCCUGGAUCUUGUUUGGACUCUAUCACGUUUGAAGCACCCAAACAUCGUACCACUUCUUGGCUAUUGUGUGGAGCAUGGACAACACCUUCUUGUGUAUGAAUAUGUCAGAAAUAUAUCCCUUGAUGAAGCACUUCACAGUGACGCAUACAAGGCUCUGUCGUGGGGCCUUCGUCUCCAGAUUGCUCUUGGUGUUGCUCAAGCUUUGGACUAUUUGCACUCCACAUUGUCGCCUCCAGUUGGUCACGGCAACUUGAAGAGUGCCAAUAUCUUACUUGAUGAAGAACUUGCUCCUCAUAUCUGUGACUGUGGGCUUGCUAUUUUGAGGCCACUUACGAGCAAUAGUCUUAAACUAAAGGCUUCAGAAGAUGCUAUUGGUGACACUGGCUACAUUGCACCUGAGCAUGGCCUACCAGGAUUUGAUAACACAAAGAGUGACGUCUAUGCCUUCGGAGUACUGCUUUUGGAGCUCUUGACAGGAAGGAAACCUUCUGAUAGUUCAAAACCAAGGGAAGAGCAAUCACUGGUGAAAUGGGCUUCAUUGCGGCUUCAUGACUAUGAGAGUCUGGAAGAGAUGAUCGAUCCAGGCAUUAGAAAGACAUGUUCCUCCAAGGCUCUCUCAAAUUUUGCUGAUAUUAUCUCCCUUUGUAUACAGCCAGUGAAGGAAUUCCGACCACCAAUGUCUGAAGUUGUGGGAUCUCUAACACAACUGAUGCAGAAGCUCAACAUGGGGAAAGGAAAUGGAGCAGAUGGUACCCAAGUUGACCCCUUUGAGAGAUCUUUCCGUUCAACCAACACCCGCUUCAUGGGCUCACCUACAUUGAGCUAUUUUUCCGUUUGA
Fragaria vesca subsp. vesca is the source of this 2154-nucleotide messenger RNA. RefSeq names its product protein STRUBBELIG-RECEPTOR FAMILY 2-like. Gene Ontology annotation, biological process: protein phosphorylation. Gene Ontology annotation, molecular function: protein kinase activity; protein binding; ATP binding. The coding region runs from base 1 to 2154 and encodes 717 amino acids. The record is from RefSeq and is a predicted model, not a curated record. The transcript is spliced from 16 exons. Lineage: Eukaryota; Viridiplantae; Streptophyta; Magnoliopsida; Rosales; Rosaceae.